AUGACUGAACCACUUUUGGAACAACAAUCGAACACAAGAUCCGCACUCCACUGCAAAAAGGAGAUUUGCCUUGUGAUAAUCUCAGCAACCGUUGGUGCUAUCGCAUCCUUGUUAAUCUGCAAUAAUUCUCUCGAUUUAAAGUCAGUAGUAUUCCAGAAAACCAACAUACUCAAAGACCAGAUCUCAAGACCUAACGCUCCGAAAGAUCACAUAGCAGCGAAGGAAAUAGCAAUAUCCUAUCUAGGAUUUAAUGGCCGCCAGACUUUUUCGAAAGCUAUUUGCUCUGGGGAUGAAAAUGAUAUCAGCGCAUGGAAAGAUCGUCUUUGCGUAUUCUCGAGUAUUUGUUACAACAAAAUUACCAACAGAUUUGAUUAUUUUCGACUGAAUCAAAGUAAACCAAAACCAGUUUUUUAUGAUAAGAGUUAUCGUAUGUUGUUUCGAUUUGGUGUGACAAACGCGGAUAUACCAUUCUUAACGCUUACGGUGGGCGGAGAUACAGCAUGGACGCCACUCGUUGUUAAUGAGUCGUAUCCAACGGAAAAUUUCACAAGACUCCAUCAGUUACAUAGUCUAACGAAAACCCGCUUUGCUUCUUCUAAUAUAGGACAUGGCCUUUGGGAAGAUCUCGGAUCCAUCUCAUAUUCAUUGGAUCGAAUGAAUAUUAUUGAUCGCAACUUAGUUAUCAUGCAUAUGAAUCGAAUGGACAACACAAGUUUAUUUCGCAUGUAUCAUAAGUAUAUCAUACGUGCAUUAACCGAUCAUCCGAUGGUGCAAUUCGAGACUUAUAUGAGUUCAUUCAAUACGAAAUAUGUAUGUUUCGAUCGAUUAAUUGUCGGAGGAGAACUGAGUGUCUUUCCAAGAACACAGGUGAAGGAAUAUCAUGGACGUGAGAUAAUUUACUAUAACUGGAGAUCAAAAAUCAUCCAAAAUAAUGGAUUCAAUCCUAAUUUCGUUCCAAAAAAGCAUCACAUCAUCAUUACCAACAAAACGGAGUCGAUAUACAAACGUGUAGGUAUGAAACGACAUCGUGCAAUUGCGAAUUUAGAAGAAGUAGCAAAUUUUCUCCAAGACACUUAUCCAAAUAUAUCAUCCGAGGUUAUCGAAUGGCAAUACAUUUCUUUUGAUAAGCAAAUAGAAAUGUUGUUAAAUACAACUAUUUUAAUUACACCAGGUGGUGGUGUAUCAUUGACACUACCACUACUUCCACAUGGAGCGCAUGCCAUUAUAAUGGAUUACUUUGUGACUGAGCCGGGUCAUGGUUAUUUUUAUGGACAAAGUGGGUCAAUGGAGGGUGCCUUUUUUAAUCAUAUACCUCAUGUUCGAAAACAGUAUUAUCAGAUCUAUGGACCACAGGAAUAUGAAUUCGACUAUUCGGGAGCUACAGACGCUCGAGAAAUGGCAUCAAUCAUCAUAAAUACGAAACGAUUGCAACUACUCAUUGAUAAAGCCUUAGAAGAAAUGGAAUUUUAA
Molecule: messenger RNA, 1470 nt
Organism: Adineta ricciae
Lineage: Eukaryota; Metazoa; Rotifera; Eurotatoria; Adinetida; Adinetidae
Source: the annotation of a GenBank genome assembly